Macroventuria anomochaeta is the source of this 1468-nucleotide messenger RNA. RefSeq lists its product as uncharacterized. The transcript is spliced from 3 exons. The record is from RefSeq and is a predicted model, not a curated record. Lineage: Eukaryota; Fungi; Ascomycota; Dothideomycetes; Pleosporales; Didymellaceae. The coding region runs from base 459 to 1022 and encodes 187 amino acids.
AGAGACCGAGCCUGCAUGAACAUCAGGGUAGCUGCGCGCCCACGUUUCUUAUGAUCCGUCUGAUCCAUCUCGCACGUUCUUACCGACUUCCAUCGCUCCUUCCUGCAUCUGCGUCGUCUACACGUCUGCGGUAAAUAAUCGAGACGCUCUCCACAUUUCCUGCCCCGCAACGCAUCGUCCCGCAGACAACGUCAUUCGCUUGCGCCCGCUGCCGGCUGUACCACCGCGACGCGCCUCGACUUGAGUGCUGCGGCGAGCGAUCCAAGACAUCGAAGCCUGUCCGUAGAAGAGCAGGGAAGCAACUGUAGGGGCGAGCCACGGCUAUACGGCUGCGUGCCAAGUCAAUCUCGCAAGCAAGCGCAUCUGCGGCAUCCCGCUCGCUCAUCUACCAGGGCCUCGACAACUUCGAGAGCUCAAACCUUGUCUGAAGCACCGAACAAGCUACCACAUUAUACACAAUGGCGCGCGCAGGCCACUCAGGGACGGUUGUUGGGUCGGCUGUUGUGGUACGGGAGAAGUACUAUUGGCCGGAUCUGCAACUCAAUAUCUGGACUAUUGUUAUGCUGGCGACAGCAGGCACAAUAUUGGGUGUGAAUGCGCAGUUCAUGCAGAUACAGGAUCGUAUGGGAUUGGGCACACCAUGGAUCAUGCCCUACGGUGUAACAGUCGGCGCGCUCGCGAUAAUAUUCAUCAUCAUCGAAAUCGUCUACAUCGCGCAGCGCAAACUCCUGCCCGGCACCAUGAUGCUGCUCUCCUUCAUUCUGCUCGUCCUCUUCAUCGCCGGCAUCAUUGGGACAGCGAUCCAGCUUUUCGCUGGGCCGAACAUCAACAACCAGUGCAACACGUAUGUUUUCAACGAUAACAGCAGUGGGCCGAAUGCGAACACGCUCGCGUUUCUGCAGCAGAGGAAUAUCUGCCAGUGCUGGCAGGCAGCCUUCGCGUUCUGGAUCGUCGGAUCCGUGUUUCUGGUCUGGAUGAUGAUUAUGGCUAGCCAGGUCAACUCGAACCAGUACCGCGAUUGAGCAACCAAAUAAGGGACGCGUCUUUUACUUUUCAAAACUUUAUAUUUACGGCAUAUACGAAAUCUUGCGGGACGAAUGGGAUCAUGUGCAUAGGAUGGUAAUGGAGGGACGGAAGGAUGGGAUAUGAGAUACCACUGCUUAGCAGCCACGGCGUUAUUGGAAGUCAAGAUGUUGCUAUGAGAUACAGAGCAUUUGGCUUCUGUAAGGGAAGAGAAGAAUCGUGAGAUGCCACGACGUAUCACAUAAUCUCAGCUACGCAUAGCAUGGCUUCAAGGUCAUGAAAUCUCAUCAAACGUUCAUAAUGCAAGUCUAUGCCAAUCCCGAGUCCAUGCUCGAGUCCGUAACUCCGUUCAAUGAUAGUCAUGUCUUGAUGUAAGAACCCCCUGUCUCACACUUUUGGUAUCCUUCCCAUUACCAUCACCGCAUGGUCAUCCUUCUACGCCUCC